This is a messenger RNA of Protopterus annectens (West African lungfish), 2692 nucleotides long. It is a transcript of the gene NAGLU, whose product is annotated as N-acetyl-alpha-glucosaminidase. Lineage: Eukaryota; Metazoa; Chordata; Ceratodontiformes; Protopteridae. Bases 123 to 2402 code for a protein of 759 amino acids. The transcript is spliced from 6 exons. The record is from RefSeq and is a predicted model, not a curated record.
AGUCAAGCCUCCUUAGGGUCCCUUGGCGUGUUGUAAUAGCAAUACACGGAUGAAGUGGUUUAUUGUGGUUUCCUGGUAAAGGGCUCAAGUGGUGGGAAGUUUAAGAGGGGUUUGGAAGCAUCAUGGGUACCACAGCGCGGGAUGUUUUCCUGUUGAGACUGGGUUGCGCUGUGCUUCUGUGGGUCCCUCUGCUUGCCGCUGCUGCAGAGUUUCAGACACUUUCCCAUUUAAAGCCCCGGGCCGAUGACCAGAGCCAGACUAAGGCUGUGCGUGAACUUUUGCAAAGGCUUGUGAAGGAUCGCGCGGGUGAGUUCGUGGUCUCUGUAAACCGAUCAGUGGCUGUGGACGGCUUAGAAACGUACGAGCUGCGAUCGGUAGGCGGUGGGAAGCAGAUCUCGGUGGUAGGAAGCACUGGUGUUGCUGCUGCCACUGGGAUCUAUUACUAUCUGAAGUAUUAUUGCAAAUGCCACAUUUCGUGGUCUGGAGACCAGCUUAACAUUUCUCGUCCACUGCCACCAGUCCAGGGAGUAAUACGAGUGACAACGCCCAACAGGUUUCGCUACUAUCAAAAUGUAUGCACCCAGAGCUACUCAAUGGUUUGGUGGGACUGGAAUCGCUGGGAGAGAGAAAUUGACUGGAUGGCACUCCAGGGCAUCAAUUUGCCUCUAGCAUUUGUUGGGCAAGAGUUCAUUUGGCAAAAGGUAUUCCUCAUGUUGGGAUUGAACCAGUCUCAGAUUGAUGAAUACUUUUCUGGUCCUGCAUUUUUGGCUUGGGCUCGCAUGGGGAAUAUUCACUCCUGGGCUGGGCCCUUACCAAGAUCUUGGCAUCUGAACCAGGCCGCCUUACAGUACCAUAUUUUACAAAGGAUGCGAUCUUUGGGAAUCAUACCUGUUCUUCCUGCCUUUGCUGGUCAUGUACCAGAAGCUCUUGUAAAAUUGUUUCCAAAAAUUAAUGCCACACGCUUGGGACCAUGGGCUUCAUUUGACUGCAGCAUGUCUUGUUCCUGGAUGAUUGAUCCAGAAGACCCCAUGUUCUUGGAAAUAGGUGCACAGUUUCUUAAAACAGUGAUCACAGAGUAUGGCACUGAUAAUAUCUACAAUACAGACACCUUCAAUGAAAUGGACCCCACCUCUUCAGACCCUGCUUAUCUGUCUGCAGUUAGUGGUGCAAUCUAUAAAUCAAUGACUAUAAUGGACCCUGAUGCAAUUUGGCUGAUGCAGGGCUGGCUGUUUGUGAAUUCACCACAGUUCUGGAAACCUCCCCAGACUGAGGCUUUGCUUCGUGGAGUGCCUAUUGGCAAAAUGAUAGUGCUGGACUUGUUUGCAGAGACACAGCCAAUUUAUACAACUACACAUUCUUUUUAUGGGCAGCCUUUUAUAUGGUGCAUGCUCCACAACUUUGGUGGGAACCUUGGCUUGUUUGGUGCUAUUGAAAAUGUCAACAAUGGACCAUCUAUAGCUAGAAAAUUUCCAAAUACUACUAUGGUUGGGACUGGAUUGACACCAGAGGGAAUUGAGCAAAAUGAUAUGAUGUAUGAAUUGAUGAAUGAACUAGGGUGGCGCAAUGACUCCCUGAACCUUCAGGAAUGGGUGCCUCUGUAUGCAAAAAGGCGUUAUGGUACCAACAACACAGAUGUUGUAAAGGCAUGGCAGCUGUUAAGUCGUAGUAUUUACAACUGUAGCACGUUUGUCCACAACCAUAACCGUAGCCCUUUAGUUCGUCGUCCACAACUGCAUAUGAACACUGACGUUUGGUAUAAUAAGAGUGAUGUCUACGAAGCUUGGAAGCUUAUGCAUACAGCUAUGCAGUCAGUCCCUAAAAGUGAUACAUUUCAGUAUGACUUGGUUGAUAUCACGAGAGAGGCUGUUCAACUUUUGAUAACUGAUUAUUAUGUUGAAAUGAGGAAUGCUUUUCAUGCUGGUUCUCUUCCAGAUCUGCUGACAGCAGGAGGGGUGCUUGUUUAUGAUCUACUUCCUGAACUUGAUAAUCUUCUCUCUAGCGAUGUCCAUUUCUUGUUAGGGCGUUGGAUAGAAGAAGCUAGAAAAAUAUCAACCAGUGACAAGGAAGCUGCGCUGUAUGACAUGAAUGCUCGUAAUCAGCUGACUCUUUGGGGCCCUUGGGGAAAUAUUUUGGACUAUGGAAACAAGGAAUGGGGAGGGCUUAUAAAUGAUUAUUAUUCACUGCGGUGGUCUUUAUUUGUCUCCACAUUGGUGUCCUGCAUUAAUGACGGAGUGCCAUUCAACCAACAGCAAUUUGAUAGUGAGGUUUUCAAAGUUGAAAGUAGCUUUAUUAAUAACGGGGUUACUUAUCCUUCUAAACCAGUUGGAAAUGCAUAUGAAAUUGCUUCUAGGAUUUUCCUGAAGUACUAUCCUGAUGCACUGAAAAGGAUGCAUAAGACAUAAGACACUGUGUUGGUCAGAAACUUUUAGAGGAUUUGGUUCUAAAGUAGAAGUACUGCAUUGCUUUUCUUUGUAUUUUGAUAGUACAUGCAUCAUUCAGACAGGCUGUAGUUAUUGGCUACUUCAGUGAUUGAAAUGGCAUACCUGUAGGAAAUGUUUCUUAUCCAUCACAGUCCCAAGCUUUCUUGAUGGAAGUGUCAUGUUGGAUUGGUUCCUUCAGAAUCAUUGACAAGAGGAAGAGUUUGGGAGAAUUUAUGAGGGCUGCAAACCAAAUAAAGAUGAAUUUAACUUUU